AUGAGAGCUACUGAAAACCUGAGAGCUACUGAAGACCUGAGAGCUACUGAAGACCUGAGAGCUACUGAAGACCUGAGAGCUACUGAAGACAUGAGAGCUACUGAAGACCUGAGAGCUACUGAAGAGCUGAGAGCUACCAAAGACAUGAGAGCUCCUGAAGACCUGGGAGCUACUGAAGACCUGAGAACUACUGAAGGCCUGAGAGCUACCGAAGACAUGAGAGCUACCGAAGACAUGAGAGCUACCGAAGACCUGAGAGCUACCGAAGACCUGAGAGCUACCAAAGACAUGAAAGCUACUGAAGACCUAAUAGCUACCGAAGACCUGAGAACUACUGAAGGCCUGAGAGCUACUGAAGACCUGAGAGCUACUGAAGACCUGAGAGCUACCGAAGACCUGAGAGCUACUGAAGACCAGAGAGCUACUGAAGACCAGAGAGCUACCGAAGACAAGAGAGCUACUGAACCUGAGAGCUACUGA
This is a messenger RNA of Knipowitschia caucasica, 480 nucleotides long. The record is from the annotation of a GenBank genome assembly. NCBI's taxonomy places the organism in Eukaryota, Metazoa, Chordata, Actinopteri, Gobiiformes, Gobiidae.